UGCGAGUGCUGAGCGGCGCUGGGAGAUGCUAGAGGGCGCCGCGUCGCCGGCACCAUGCGCCCCCCGCCCACGCUGGCCCUGGCCGCGCUCUGCCUCCUGGCGCUGCCCGCCGUCGCCKCUGCCGCCGCCUACUUCGGCCUGACUGGGCGGGAGGUCCUGACGCCCUUCCCAGGCCUGGGCACUGAGGCAGCCCCAGCACAGAGCGGGGUCCACUUGAAGCAGUGCGACCUGCUGAAGCUGUCCCGAAGACAGAAGCAGCUCUGCCGAAGGGAGCCCGGCCUGGCUGAGACCCUGCGGGACGCGGCCCACCUCGGCCUGCUGGAAUGUCAGUUCCAGUUCCGGCAUGAGCGCUGGAACUGCAGCCUGGAGGGGAGGACCGGCCUGCUCAAGAGAGGUUUUAAGGAGACGGCCUUCCUGUACGCGGUGUCCUCGGCCGCCCUCACCCAUGCACUGGCCCGAGCGUGCAGUGCUGGGCGCAUGGAGCGCUGCACCUGUGACGACUCCCCUGGCCUGGAGAGCCGGCAGGCCUGGCAGUGGGGUGUGUGUGGUGACAAUCUCAAGUACAGCACCAAGUUCCUGAGUAACUUCCUGGGGCCCAAGAGAGGAAGCAAGGACCUGAGGGCACGGGCGGAUGCCCACAACACCCACGUGGGCAUCAAGGCCGUGAAGAGUGGCCUCAGGACCACCUGUAAGUGCCACGGCGUGUCGGGCUCCUGUGCCGUGCGCACCUGCUGGAAGCAGCUCUCGCCGUUUCGUGAGACGGGCCAGGUGCUGAAGCUGCGCUACGACUCGGCCGUCAAGGUGUCCAGCGCUACCAAUGAGGCCUUGGGCCGUCUGGAGCUGUGGGCACCUGCCAAGCCAGGCAGCGCCACCAAGGGCCUGGCACCCCGGCCCGGGGACCUGGUGUACAUGGAGGACUCCCCCAGCUUCUGCAGGCCCAGCAAGUACUCGCCGGGCACAGCGGGAAGGGUGUGCUCCCGGGAGGCCAGCUGUGGCAGCCUGUGCUGCGGGCGCGGCUAUGACACCCAGAGCCGCCUGGUGGCUUUCUCCUGCCACUGCCAGGUACAAUGGUGCUGCUAUGUGGAGUGCCAGCAGUGUGCGCAGCAGGAGCUCGUGUACACCUGUAAGCGCUAG
Molecule: messenger RNA, 1134 nt
Organism: Urocitellus parryii (Arctic ground squirrel)
Lineage: Eukaryota; Metazoa; Chordata; Mammalia; Rodentia; Sciuridae
Gene: Wnt9b
Product: Wnt family member 9B
Biological process (GO): canonical Wnt signaling pathway; multicellular organism development; cell fate commitment
Cellular component (GO): extracellular region
Molecular function (GO): cytokine activity; frizzled binding
Source: RefSeq, a predicted model, not a curated record